GGCUUACUGCAGGAGCUGGCUCAAAACAAACAACAAUCACGGCCCCCAAUAGCGUGGAUUAGGCGGUGCCGGAUAGCACCGAAAUAGCAGGUAGGGACAAAUUGAAGGAAUAUGAACCGAUUUCGAUUAUUUUUCGCAUUCUCUUUUUCCAUCAAGUCACCAAAUCACCUUCUCUCAGGUCUCAGAUCUUAGACCAUAAGUGUUCACUGUAAAUUAUAUGCGUCGUCACCUAUUUUCUCAAAACACUCUUUGUGUAUAUUCACCCAGAAAUCGAGAUCUACUAGGCAACAAUGAACGAGGAAAACAGUGCUACCGUGCCGGUACCCGCCCCCCAAAGUCGUGGGUGGCGCUUCUGGGUAAGUUUCGCACUCGAUUCUAUCUCAUACGGCAUCGAUAUUCUAACUAUCUCAAUUUCAUAGGCUAUAAUGACCUCGAUGGCCUUAUCCAGCGUCCUUGCUGGACUUGAUGCCACGGCUGUCUCAACAGCUUUGCCAUCUAUUAUUCACGAUCUUGGCACCAGCCAAGGAUUCGUAUGGAUCGCCAACUCAUAUUUGCUCACAACAACGGCUUUCACACCGAUAUUUGGGCAAACGGCCAACAUAUUUGGUCGCAAUGUGCUCACGCUUCUUGCCAUAAUCAUCUUUGCCAUUGGCUCCGCCAUUGCCGGCCCCGCUCCCACACUUGGCGCUCUCGUAGCUGGUCGAGCUAUUCAGGGUAUCGGAUGCGCUGGGCUUAACACGAUGGUAGAAAUGGUGGUAUGCGACCUAGUGCCUCUGAGAGAGCGAGGAAAAUUCAUGGGUUUCAUUUUUGGCAUUUACGCAAUUUCUACCAUUAUCGGCCCCAUCGUUGGCGGGGCCUUUGCGACUUUUGUGACCUGGAGAUGGGUCUUUUAUAUCAAUCUACCUUUAUCCGGUCUUACCUUGGCUAUGGCGAUUAGCUCGUUGAAGGCCUUACCCAAAGGUUUGAAAUCCGAGUCCAAAAGCUCGAUCAAGCGAAUUGAUUUUGCGGGGAAUGCACUGCUCGUCACGGCGAUCACCUCCAUCCUUCUCGCAUUGACUUGGGGUGGUGAGCAAUUCCCGUGGUCGUCAUGGCGAACAGUGUUACCCCUUGUCCUUGGCCUCGUAGGGCUUCCUCUGUUCCUGCUAUUCGAGACCAGAGUCCCGGAGCCAACUACACCUCUCAGGCUGUUUAGCAAUCGAACCUCUCUUGCCGGCUUCUGGUGCGCCUUCACGCACAAUAUGUUGAUAUUUUGGGUUCUUUUCGCUCUCCCCAUCUACUUCCAAGCUGUUCUCAGAGAUUCUGCUUUCCGAUCUGGUGUCGCCAUUCUGCCAACAGCUGCUGUGUUCGCACCGAUUACCAUCAUCAGCGGAGGCGUCAUGUCAAAAUUUGGGCGUUACCGCCCUCUGUUGAUGGUUGGCUUCGCUUUUAUACCGAUUUCAAUCGGGCUUCUAACGAGGUUGAAUGAAACGACAACAACUGGAUACUGGGUUGGCAUUCAAAUCAUCGGUGCUAUUGGUUAUGGAAUUAUCACCCCGGUGACUCUGCCAACUAUUUUAACCCCACUAGCGGAAUCAGACGUGGCCGUCGGAACGGCUACUUGGGCGUUCAUGCGUGGAUUUGGUACGAUAUGGGGAGCUGCCAUACCUCUCGCUAUCUUCAACUCCAAAGCCGAUCAAUUAGUUUCAGAUCGCCUGCGUGACUAUGAGACGGCGCGGGCAGCACUCGCUCACGGUGGUGCGUACACGUUGGCUGCUGGGGGGUCUCUCUAUUCAACAUUGGAUCUCGAUGGUAACCCUGCCCUGGAAGCCAUUGUAAAGCGGAUCUAUGUCGACAGCCUCAAACUUUCCUGGCAAGUGGCCCUUGGAUUCUCUUUGUUCGGCUUCCUCUUGACGUUCCUGGUCAAGGAGCUGCACAUGCGCGGUGAGCUAGAAACAGAGUUCGGGUUAGCGGAAAAGCCUACGAAGAAAGACAAUGAAGCAACUGGGGAGCAUUCGCCGUCCGAGUCUGCUUGAUGUGGUAACUAGAUAUGGGAUAUACAAGCAGCCCAUUCGUCAUGAGCUUUGGUAGCAAUCUCAUUCCAGAAUUAAGGAAGUACUGGGGUUGCGCAAGCUGAUGAGCCUAUUUGGACACAUGACGCAUGGAAUACGCGGAAUCGGAGAGAAAGCUGAAGGAUGAUUUGACCUGCGAGGGACAAUGCUAAGACCUAAUAGAUUCGAUUUUUAACGGAAUUAUAGCGGCCUUCUACAGGGCUGGGAAUUAGUAGGUAUACUAGGUACAG
Xylaria bambusicola is the source of this 2278-nucleotide messenger RNA. RefSeq names its product putative multidrug resistance protein fnx1. Bases 426 to 2012 code for a protein of 528 amino acids. Gene Ontology annotation, molecular function: transmembrane transporter activity. The record is from RefSeq and is a predicted model, not a curated record. NCBI's taxonomy places the organism in Eukaryota, Fungi, Ascomycota, Sordariomycetes, Xylariales, Xylariaceae. The transcript has 2 exons. Gene Ontology annotation, biological process: transmembrane transport.